Molecule: messenger RNA, 4104 nt
Organism: Triplophysa rosa
Lineage: Eukaryota; Metazoa; Chordata; Actinopteri; Cypriniformes; Nemacheilidae
Gene: dhx58
Product: DEXH (Asp-Glu-X-His) box polypeptide 58
Exons: 12
Coding region: 514-2556 (680 amino acids)
Biological process (GO): innate immune response; positive regulation of interferon-beta production; response to virus
Cellular component (GO): cytoplasm
Molecular function (GO): DNA binding; single-stranded RNA binding; ATP binding
Source: RefSeq, a predicted model, not a curated record
AACUUAAAGGGGGUCAAAAACUGGAGUGUAGUUGUCAGUUAAGUUUCUACUUUUUUCAUAUUGACAAACCCGAACGUGACCUGCUGGUUUAUUACACAGCAGUCUUUUAAGUUUUGAUUUCCUAACGUCACUGACAUUGUGAAGUGGGGCCCCACUAAGGUCUCUCCCCUUGCGUGUAUGCGUUCCCCUCAUGAGUCAAAGUUUAUCUAAUCUGUCCACACUGCUGUUCAGUUGAUCGAUCAAAGACCUGAUGCAAAUGUAGAGCACAUUCCCUUAUUCUGAUGUUGAUGCAAAAAGUUUGAGAAAUCGUUUUAUUUUCCGCAGUCCUAUUUACAUCCGCUGUCGUUGAAUCUAGUUCAGCUAUUGCCGUAUGUUGCUAAUCUUCUCCUAUUGGGCCCUUUCUCCGUUUUCGCUUUCGGUUUUCUGAACGGAGGGCUGGUCAUGCGAAGGCUUUAAAGAGCACCACUCGAAAGUAACAUACUGAUCUUCAGCAGUCGAGUGACAGCAGCACAGAUGGAGAUUAAGCUACGAGUGUAUCAGGAUGAGGUGGUGCAGACGGCUCUGAGAGGAGAGAACAGCAUCAUCUGGCUCCCUACAGGUGGAGGGAAAACCCGGGCUGCGGUCUACGUCACCAAGAAACACCUCGAGACCAAAGCCAAUGCUAAAGUGGCGGUGCUUGUCAACAAGGUGCACCUGGUAGACCAGCACUUUGAGAAAGAAUUCAGUCCUUAUCUUGGGAAAGAUUAUAGGAUCAUGGCCAUUAGCGGGGACAGCGAUGAGAAAGACUUCUUCGGACAUGUGGUCAAGAAAUCAGAUGUUGUGAUCUGCACUGCUCAGAUCCUGGAGAAUGCCCUGACCAACAAGGAUGAGGAGAAACACGUGGAGCUCACAGACUUCACCCUGCUGGUCAUAGACGAAUGCCACCACACACAUAAGGAUGCCGUUUAUAACAAAAUCAUGGGCCGCUAUGUCGAAAAGAAAUUGAGAAAGGGGGGAAAUUUGCCUCAGGUUUUGGGUCUUACAGCAUCACCUGGUACUGGAGGAAAUAGGACACUGGAUAAAGCUGUGGAACAUGUCCAGCAGAUCUGUGCCAAUCUGGAUUCUGUCAUUGUGUCCACCAAGAAUUACAAACCAGUGCUGCAAAAAGUCGUCCCCAGACCCAUGAAGCAAUAUGACAUUGUUGAAAAAAGAGCUCUGGACCCGUUUGGGGACCAUCUGAAGUCAAUGAUGUCAAUGAUUCACGAGUUCAUGCCGUCAACGGCGAGUGCGGGUCUGCGUGAGAAGGGCACCCAGGAAUAUGAAAAUGAUGUGGUGGAUCUACACCAAACAGGUGUACAUCAGGAGAACAGGCUGAUAGCUCAGUGUGCUCUGCAUUUGCGGCAAUACAAUGAUGCUCUCCUCAUCAAUGACACUGUUCGCAUGGUGGAUGCGUUCCGGCUUCUAGAUGACUACUACAAGUCAAGAGAAAACAACUUGCUGGAUGUCACUUACUAUUUUCUCAUGGGACUUUUUGAAGAAAACCGUGUAGAACUAAAGCAGCUGGCAUCAACCCCUCUCUACGAAAACCCCAAACUGGCCAAGUUGGAGCACACGCUGCUAGAACAGUUUAAGGACCAAAGUUCUCGCGGUAUCAUCUUCUCAAAGACCCGCAAGGGAACCCACUGUCUUCAUGAGUGGGUGAGCUGUAACCCUGAGCUGCGGAGGGCAAACAUCUGUGCUGGCAUUCUUACCGGAGCGGGCGUAGGGGCAAACCACAUGACCCAGAGGAAACAAAAGGAGACAAUCAAAGCAUUUCGAGAUGGAGAACUCAACCUCCUAGUAUCCACCAGUGUAGCUGAAGAAGGACUUGACAUCAAAGAAUGUAACGUGGUUGUACGUUACGGGCUGUUGACCAAUGAAAUCGCUCAGCAGCAGGCCAGUGGGCGGGCCCGUGCUGAGAACAGCGUCUACUCUGUGGUGGCUACAGAAGGGGGGCGUGAACUACGCAGGGAACUCACCAAUGAGUACCUAGAAGAACUGACCGGAAAAGCUAUUAACCAAGUGCAAAGCAUGAAUCCCAGGGAGUUCAGAAUAAAGAUCUUUGAGAUUCAAAAAACGGAUGUUUUGGCUCGGAUGCAGGCUGAGAAGAACAGGGGGAAAAAAGAGCAGCGCUACAAUCCUGCUGAAGUGCAGUUUCAGUGUAAAGGGUGCUUUACUCCUGUUUGCUACGGAAAAGAUAUCAGACAAAUAGAGAAUUCACACCGUGUUAACACCAAUCCUCAUUUUGAGAGGUAUUAUAAAGUAGGUGGGCCGGUGCAUCUGGAGAGACAGUUUGAAGAUUGGGAGCCUGGAAGGGUUAUUGAAUGCAGACGUUGUGGAGAGCACUGGGGAAUGGAGAUUAAAUUCAAGAAAGGGGCAAUACUCCCUUGUUUGAAAAUACAGAGUUUUUCCAUGAGCACUCCUCAAGGCAAAUGCUCACCCAAGAAGAAGUGGAGUAAAGUUGAGUUCAAAGUGGAAGAGUUUGACUUUACUAAGUACGUGGAAGACCAUUUAUCUGACCUGGACCUAGACGACUGACACGUCAUUACAUUUAUUUAUUUAUUUAAGAGAGCGUUUUAACCAAAGCCACUUACAAAUGAGAGAGCCUUUAACGUUUUGUCUGAGGACAGAACAAUAGUAGAUUACAAAGCCAUGUUUUCAAUUAAACAGCAGCUGUAGCUAGGACAAUAAACAAUAUAGAAGUUUUUUUUAUUAAACUUAGACUCAAAAUUGUCAAUUAGGUGUUAGUCAAGUGAGUAGGGAACAGGUGUUUUCAGUUGUUUCUUGAAGGUUUGUGGACUGGCGACAUUUUAAAUCAUGUAUUCUUAUUUCCAUUUUGAACAUUGUCUAUAGAUAUAUCUGCAAUUUUAAAACUGUUUUUAAAGUCGGUAUAGUAGUUACGUGUUUGUUUGUGCAUGUGUAUUAACGCUUGAAGGUAGUCUUAUUAUCCGUUUCAUCAUGCUUAUUGUUGUGUCCAUUUCUGGGAUCAGGGCAGUGAUGCACUUUGAUUAUUCAUUAUUGUUUACAUUUUUGUUUAUGCAUGGAAUGUGCAUUUCAGACACCUCAUGACACUUUUUGAGCUCUUGCCCAUCGGCCUGAGAUUGUGUGAAAAUUUUCAUAUAUUUCUGAAAGCUUUUAUGUAAUGGAAAGAUAAAAACUUUGAAGCCUAUUUAAAAAAAAAAUAUAUAAUAUAUGUCUGUCUUAUCACAGCUUUUAGGUCGCAUUAUGAAAAAAAUCUUACCGAAGAAAAUGUAUUUUUAAACCUUUUAAUAUUAAGAAUGCCAUGUUUAUUACAGUCAUAUUAUAAACAUGUGUGAAAUCUAUCAAAUAAAAUACAAUUAACGACGUUAAUUGAGUAUGUGUGGCAGUUUUACAGGUGGUAUACAUAUGCGUGUGUUUUAUUUAUUUGUAUGAGUCAGUACAGUGUAUUGGUCGCUAGAUGGCGCCAUGCAGUCCUGGUUUUCUUCAAUGUUAAUUGACUCUCGUUCACUCGAGUUAAUGUACGUGUUCAUCUCUGUUUUUCCCCCAUUUAAAUUUAGCUUUCGUUUAUUAUUAUUUGUGUACUAUUGGACCAUUUUUCUUCAAUUCAGACAUUGCGUUUGAGACUUUUUAAAUGAUUUCAUUUCAGAAACGUCAUUUUUUAACUUUUUUCAAAUUAUAUUACAUGUCAAUAUUUAUGUGUUUACCAACGACAGCAUAUAAAUUCAGCAUAUGCAUAUAAUUGUAUAAAAUUGAUGUGUUGAACAAUCACAGCAUUUGUGAAUGCCAUAUAGUGAUAGUGAAGUGAAAGUGAAAGUGAAAGUGACCUAUUUGUCAUUUAUGGUGACCCAUAACCGAAAUGUGACCUGAAAUGAUAAAAAUCAUACAUAUGUCUGCAUAAUGCAUAUAAUUUAAUUCAUGCAUUUGGAUUAGGAUUGUGUCACGGUCUUCAAGGCACAAAAUACAUCCGUUUGGGUUAUAUGUAAAUUUGGCCUUAAUAAUGGAAUUGUGGAUAUUAUCAGUGGAAAUCUUUGCUCUUUAUACAGUUAUUAAAUAAAUAAGACGUUACUCUGUAGAGAAUCAGUUUCUGCAAACUAGAUAACCACC